Molecule: messenger RNA, 1677 nt
Organism: Kluyveromyces lactis
Lineage: Eukaryota; Fungi; Ascomycota; Saccharomycetes; Saccharomycetales; Saccharomycetaceae
Exons: 1
Coding region: 1-1677 (558 amino acids)
Source: RefSeq, a predicted model, not a curated record
AUGGACGUUUUAUCUCACUCGAGCGUCAACGGUUCCGAUCAUGUACAAAUGAUCCAACUGCCACCAAUUUCAUCUUUUGAUUCUUUGAUCAGAGCUGCUUCGGUAACAGAUAACAAUAGUAUAACGUCUUCAAAUUCGAAUUUUAACGCAGGUACGCCGAGUCCAGGUGUGACGAAUGGCCAAGUUCAGUUCACUGUGGGGUCUGGUACCGUAAACAUUGCACCACGUACUUCUCGAACGUCGGUACCGAAUAGCUUGAUGGCUUCUACGUUGGUAAGCGUGAGUCCCCGUGCCAGUGCAAGUGUAAAUGCAGCUUAUACGAAUGCCAACACUCCUAGCACUCAUCACAACGGUAAUUAUAAUGCUGACCACGCGGAAAGUUUUAGUAGCAGUGUCAGUUUUAAUGAUAAUAACAAUAAUAAUAUUCAACACAAUCAACAUCACCAUCAUAAUCUGCAGCAGCAACUGCAGCAGCAUCAACGUCAUCCACAGCAAAUACAACGUCAAGAGUCAAACAACCACUCUGUCCCUGUAGUCGUCUCUUCCGGUAAAACGUUUACAGAUUCUUUGAUGUCCUACCAAUUCGGAAGCACAGGCAGCUCCGGAUCAAGCCCUAACGGUCAACAAUACCGUCCAUCUUCAUAUUUCCAAUCAUCAUUGUCGAAUGGUAACGGUUCUCAUACACAAUCCCCCUUUGCUGGUAACCCUGUUUCGCAACCACAUCAUCAGAUAAUCCCCAAACUUAAUUCAGGUAUUUCAAAUAUGAAUUCAUUAAUGGAUCAACAAACGUCACCUACUAGCGAUAAUAAUAAUAGUAAUGUGCAUCACCAGCAGCUACAUACACACUACGGUCAAGGCCACGGUAGCUCUUGUAACCAUACACACUCACAUUCCCAAGGUAGCUUGCAUCAUAUGAUUUCUCCGAUAUCAACAACUAACAAUCAUGCGACAAGCCCAACAAAUUCAAUUGCAACGGUUUUAUCACCAACUACAUCGACACCCUCGUCUACGGUGUCGAGUACAUCAAAACUCUCAUCGUUAUCCACAUCAAGUGAUCUAAAUACACAUCUUAUGGAUAACUCGAAAUCGGCUAAGAUGAAGAUCGAAAAUAAUGCAAACAUGGUUUCCAAAAAACAACCAAGAAAGAAGAAGCAAUGUCCUUUAUGUGGUCUCUUUUUCUCUAAUUUAUCAACACAUAAGUCAACCCACCUGUCACCCGAGACACGGCCUUUCAAAUGUGAGGUUUGUUCUCGUGGAUUUGCCAGAUCCAAUGAUUUGAUAAGACAUAAAAAAUUGCAUUGGAAAGAUGACUUAAACCAAGAAUCUAUGGAUUUUGUUGAGAAGUUAAAGUGCUUGCAUGAAUUAAAAGGAACCUAUAAAUGCCCUUUUAACUCUAACUUGAUUAACUUAGAUCUAAAAUUAAAGGGCUCUGACAUGAAAACCGCAGAUUUGCCAUUCGAGACUUCAAAUUGCCAUUCAACUGGGGUUUUCUCACGUUGCGACACUUUCAAAAACCAUUUGAAAGCUUUGCAUUUUGAAUACCCACCAGGAACAAAGAAAAAAGAUAGAGCGAACGUUGCAGGCCAUUGCAAACACUGUGGUCAGAAAUUUGAAAGUAUUGAAACGUGGUUAAAAGAUCAUGUUGGCAAAGAAUGUGGCUAUAACUACACUGGCUGA